AUGCACGAAUUAUCUCUUGUACUGUGUUUUACGGUCUUUAUUGGCGUAUCUCACUGGCAGUUUCCUGCGCAAGUGUCUAGACGAGUUGGUUGUGGCAGUGUGAGAUCCGGUGUGGAAACCGUUGAUUUAGAAAACAUCUGUUGGCUUGGAACGGUGCAUGCUGACGUGCAGCGCUGCUUGACCUCGCCUCUGUUUUCCACUCCACUCUUUUUUGAAAAGAGAGCAACCAACUCAUUUUUUCCCCUUCGCUGUCAAAUCAGAUACAUUAUCAACAAACUCUUGCUAAACAAGAUCCUAGCACAGUUUUUGCGGUUUAUGAGUAGUAUAUUUUUAUUCACAGCUAUUUCCGUUUAUCUGUUCUCAGAUAGGAUCAGCUUUCUUUAUUCUGGACCUACAAGAGAGAAUGCACAAAUGAUUUCUUGUACUGUGUUUUACGGUCUUUACUGGCGUAUCACACUGGCAGUUUCCUGCGCAAGUGUCCAGAUGAGUUGGUUGUAG
This is a messenger RNA of Phycomyces blakesleeanus NRRL 1555(-), 498 nucleotides long. RefSeq lists its product as hypothetical. The transcript has 3 exons. The record is from RefSeq and is a predicted model, not a curated record. Bases 1 to 498 code for a protein of 165 amino acids. NCBI's taxonomy places the organism in Eukaryota, Fungi, Mucoromycota, Mucoromycetes, Mucorales, Phycomycetaceae.